This is a messenger RNA of Drosophila grimshawi, 1601 nucleotides long. Its product is annotated as CCR4-NOT transcription complex subunit 7. The record is from RefSeq and is a predicted model, not a curated record. Gene Ontology annotation, cellular component: P-body; CCR4-NOT core complex; CCR4-NOT complex. NCBI's taxonomy places the organism in Eukaryota, Metazoa, Arthropoda, Insecta, Diptera, Drosophilidae. Bases 131 to 958 code for a protein of 275 amino acids. Gene Ontology annotation, molecular function: nucleic acid binding; poly(A)-specific ribonuclease activity. The transcript is spliced from 3 exons.
CAUUGGCGUUAAGUUCUCCAUUUUAAAUGUCUCUGGCGUUGCUCUAAUUGCAAAAUAUUCGGAUUCUAUAAAUUCCAUUCAUUUUGGUCGCAAUAGCUAGCGAACACAUUUGUAAUACAAACUGCAAAUCAUGAAAUGGCAAAUGCACUGUUUACAGAAAAUGUCGGACUCACCAAGCAAUGAUGAGUGCGUCAUAGUCGACGUGUGGCAACAUAAUAUGGAGGAGGAAUUUCGUACCAUACGAAAGGUUGUGCAGAAAUAUCAUUAUGUUGCAAUGGACACGGAAUUUCCCGGCGUUGUGGCGCGUCCCGUUGGCCAAUUUGAUUCGAUGACCGACUAUCGCUAUCAGUUAUUACGCUGCAAUGUCGACUUGCUGCGUAUCAUCCAGCUGGGACUCUCAUUCAUGGAUGACGAUGGCAACAAGCCACCCGGCUGCUCCACAUGGCAGUUCAACUUCAAGUUCAGUCUAACCAAGGAUAUGUAUGCACAUGAUUCAAUUGAGCUGCUACAUAAUGCCGGCAUACAGUUCAAGAAGCACGAAGAGGACGGCAUUAAUCCCACCGAUUUUGCUGAGCUACUAAUGAGUUCGGGCAUUGUGCUAAUGGAUAACAUUAAAUGGCUAUGCUUUCAUUCUGGCUACGAUUUUGGAUAUUUGUUAAAGAUGCUCACGGAUCAAAAUCUGCCCGUCGCCGAGAGCGAAUUUACCGAACUGUCAAAUAUAUAUUUCCCCAACAUAUUCGAUAUCAAAGAUCUGAUGAAAUCGUGCAAGAACCUUAGCGGUGGCCUCCAAAAGGUCGCUAAUCAGCUGGGCCUGCCACGCGUCGGCAACCAGCAUCAGGCCGGAUCGGAUGCCCUGCUCACCGGCAAGGCUUACUUUAAAAUGCGUGCGAUGCAGCAGGUGCCUGAGGUACAGCCAACAACCUUUGGUAUUCAGUUUCCGAUUGCCCCAUGUGCCUGAGCUCUCCAAGCACUUUUAGUCGAUUCCUCGGACAUUGCCAUUGCGAUUGCCAGAGCCUGAUGCAGUUUGCAGCUUGCAGCCAACGGCAUCAAUCGUAGCACAGCAACAACAACACGGACCACAAACACUAUUCCUUAAAUACUAAGAAUUUAUGUAUAUAUUCACCUAUAUAUUUACACAUACACAAUCCGAGAGCUGUUGUUGCUGUGCUGGUAUUUUUAUUGCAUGUAAAACAGCUCGAUUUCGUUCAAAAACAUAAUAAGUUUUCGCUAUAUCCAUCCGCUUGUAAGGUUGAAUGUUCCUUAAUUUGCACACCGUUCUCGCUCUCUCCCUCUCUCUCGCUCUCUGUCUCUCUCAUUUUUACAUUGUGUACAUACUUUCACUUUUCACCUAUUUUUUUCGUUUAAUUUCGCAGUGGUAAUGUUCCUUAUUAGUUUUAAACGCCGCUGGACGCUUACGAAAUAUGCAUUUUUGUUUGUUAUGCAGCAUGCAACAAUGUAUUUACAAAAAAAAAACAAAAAAAAGACAAUUUUAUAAAGACCAAACGAUUUUGGAGCUUUAUAGAGGAAAACAAACCACGACGUUAACAUGCGAAACAAGACUGUUAAUUUAAUGGACACUUUACAAAAGAAAAGAAAAUAAA